CCCGAAUGUGGGUCAGGUAUCGCCGUCUGACACACACAGAACUACUUCAAAUAUUCAAGUAUAAUUCCAGGACGCGGUUGGCUCGCUCAUCCAUUUUUCAAAGUUGAAUGCCCUCGUCCUCUGGUCUGGGGUGUGGUGUGGUAUCCGACGAGACAGUAGUAUUGCUUGUGAAGCAAGGCCGACAUUUGCAGAUCUCUCUUUGAUUUCUCCCGAUCUACUUUUCCGGCCCCCGUGCCGGAAUCUUUCAACUAUCCGGUCGGAAUCCACUCCCCCUCUUCUGUAUCCCUUUACCUUUUCCCAGGACUAGGUCAGAACAUGGAGAAUUUGAUCUCUUUGGUGAACAAGUUGCAGAGGGCCUGUACGGCCCUUGGAGAUCAUGGAGAAGAGAGCGCAUUGCCGACUUUAUGGGAUUCUUUGCCGGCGAUUGCCGUCGUAGGAGGACAGAGUUCUGGGAAGUCCUCAGUGUUGGAGAGCAUUGUCGGGAAGGAUUUCUUGCCUCGUGGAUCUGGGAUUGUCACUAGGCGCCCCCUUGUCUUACAGCUUCAUAAAAUUGAGGAAGGAAGAGAAUAUGCAGAGUUUCUUCAUAUCCCAAGAAAGAGGUUCACUGAUUUUGCUGCUGUGAGGAAGGAGAUCUCCGAUGAGACUGAUAGAGAGACUGGGCGCACCAAGCAGAUCUCUCCUGUUCCUAUUCAUCUAAGUAUAUAUUCACCUAAUGUUGUGAACUUGACUAUGAUCGAUCUUCCUGGACUUACUAAAGUAGCUGUUGAGGGUCAGCCUGACAGUAUUGUCCAAGACAUAGAGAAUAUGGUUCGUUCCUAUAUUGAAAAGCCCAACUCUGUAAUAUUAGCAAUUUCACCAGCUAAUCAAGACCUUGCUACCUCUGAUGCGAUCAAAAUCUCUCGUGAAGUAGAUCCUAAGGGAGAGAGGACAUUUGGUGUUUUGACCAAGAUUGAUCUCAUGGAUAAGGGAACUGAUGCAGUUGAUAUACUGGAAGGCAAGGCAUAUCGACUACAGUUCCCCUGGAUAGGUGUUGUUAAUCGCUCUCAAGCUGAUAUUAACAAGAACGUUGAUAUGAUUGCUGCUCGACGAAGAGAGCGGGAAUACUUUGCAAAUAGCCCAGAGUACAAGCAUCUUGCUCACAGAAUGGGUUCUGAGCAUCUAGGGAAAAUGCUUUCAAAGCAUUUGGAAACUGUCAUCAAAUCUCGAAUCCCAGGCAUUCAGUCCCUUAUUAGUAAAAGCAUUGUUGAACUUGAGGCAGAAUUGAGCCGUCUUGGGAAGCCUAUUGCUGCAGAUGCUGGUGGGAAGUUAUACAUGAUAAUGGAGAUUUGUCGUAUUUUUGAUCAAAUAUACAAAGAGCACCUUGAUGGCAUUCGCCCUGGUGGUGAUAAAAUCUACAAUGUUUUUGAUAAUCAACUUCCUGCAGCUCUAAAGCGGUUGCAGUUUGAUAAGCAUCUUUCAAUGGAGAAUGUGAGAAAACUAAUUACUGAGGCUGAUGGAUACCAGCCUCAUUUGAUUGCCCCUGAACAAGGGUAUCGCCGACUCAUAGAAUCAUCUUUGAUUACCAUUAGGGGACCUGCUGAGGCAGCAGUUGAUGCGGUUCACUCUAUACUCAAGGAGCUUGUUCACAAAGCUGUCAGUGAAACUGCGGAGCUAAGGCAAUACCCCACUCUCAGGGUUGAGGUUGGGAAUGCAGCUGUUGAAUCUCUAGACAGGAUGAGGGAAGAAAGUAGGAAAGCGACUCUUAAAUUAGUUGAUAUGGAGUGUAGUUACCUGACAGUUGAUUUCUUCCGGAAGCUUCCCCAGGAUAUUGAGAAAGGAGGAAAUCCAACACAUUCAAUAUUUGAUAGAUACAAUGAUUCAUAUCUCAGGAGAAUAGGUAGUACCGUUUUGUCUUAUGUCAAUAUGGUUUGUGCGAGUCUGCGAAAUUCCAUUCCCAAGUCCAUUGUUUAUUGUCAAGUACGUGAGGCCAAACGCUCCUUGCUGGAUCACUUCUUCACCGAGUUGGGUAAAAAGGAGCAAAAGCAAUUGGCUUCAUUGUUGGAUGAGGACCCUGCAGUUAUGGAGCGGCGUACUGCCCUUGCAAAGAGACUGGAGUUAUAUCGAAGUGCACAAGCAGAGAUUGAUGCAGUUGCUUGGUCCAAGUAGUGAACUGGAUUCGUUAUUCUAUCUUUUGUGUACUAGGAAUAUAGACAACCGGAGUUAUAUCGAAGUGCACAAGCAGAGAUUGACGCAGUUGCUUGGUCCAAGUAGUGAACUGGAUUCGUUUUUCUAUCUUUUGUGUACUAGGAAUAUAGACAACUGGGAUUCUGAUUCUUUAAUUCAUGCUUCGGGUUGGGCUUGGCGAGGGGGUAUAUUUUUUCCUGUAUUCACACGUGUUGUGAAAUUGCGAGCAGGUCCAAGUCAGCUUCCUUGUCUGAACUUCGAACAUAUUUUUAUAUAAAUAUAGUUGAUAUCUUAUAUAACAAA
Messenger RNA from Nelumbo nucifera (sacred lotus), 2466 nucleotides. RefSeq names its product dynamin-related protein 5A. The record is from RefSeq and is a predicted model, not a curated record. Gene Ontology annotation, cellular component: cytoplasm; membrane; microtubule. Gene Ontology annotation, molecular function: microtubule binding; GTP binding; GTPase activity. NCBI's taxonomy places the organism in Eukaryota, Viridiplantae, Streptophyta, Magnoliopsida, Proteales, Nelumbonaceae.